ACUUCCGCACAGGCCCGAAGCCAGCGGGCAAGAUGGCGGCGCCUGGGCAGCGGGAGGAGGAUCUGAGCCAAGAGCAGACAGAGAAGCUCCUCCAGUUCCAGGACCUAACUGGUAUCGAGUCAAUGGACCAGUGCCGUCAAACAUUGGAACAACACCAUUGGAACAUUGAGGCAGCUGUUCAGGAUAGACUGAACGAGCAAGAAGGGGUCCCCAGUGUCUUCAACCCACCUUCCUCUCGUCCUCUUCAAGUCCACACAGCGGACCACAGGAUCUAUAGCUAUGUUGUUUCAAGACCCCAGCCUAGGGGACUCUUAGGGUGGAGUUAUUACUUGAUAAUGCUUCCAUUCCGAUUCACCUAUUACACACUAUUGGAUAUCUUUAGGUUUGCAAUCCGGUUUAUCCGGCCGGAUCCCAGGAGCCGUGUCACUGAUCCCGUCGGGGAUGUAGUUGCGUUUAUUCAGAGUUUUGAGGAACAGUACGGAAGGACCCAUCCAGUCUUCUACCAGGGAACCUACAGCCAGGCACUGAACGAUGCCAAGCGGGAGCUGCGCUAUUUAUUAGUUUACCUUCACGGAGAUGACCAUCAGGACACAGAUGAGUUUUGCCGCACCACUCUGUGCUCUCCUGACAUUGUAAGCUUCAUCAACACUAGGAUGCUUUUCUGGGCCUGUUCCACCAGUAAGCCCGAGGGCUACAGAGUCUCUCAAGCUCUACGAGAGAACACGUAUCCCUUUCUGGCAAUGAUUAUGUUGAAAGAACAGCGGAUGACCGUGGUAGGUCGCUUGGAGGGCCUUUUGCAGCCAGAAGAUUUUGUCAAUCAACUGACAUUUAUUAUAGAUGCUAACACCACGUACCUGGUAUCAGAACGUCUCGAAAGGGAGGAGAGGAACCAGACACAAGCAUUAAGGCAGCAACAAGACGAGGCAUACUUGGCCUCGCUCCGAGCCGAUCAGGAGAAGGAUAGGAAGAAAAAGGAAGAACAAGAAAAGAAGAGGCAGGAGGAAGAAGAGGCAAGGCAACAGAUACUCGCAGAAGAAAGAAGACAACUGAGUUUGCAGGAAGAGAAGGAACGCAAAUCAGAAGGUCUUCCCCCAGAGCCACUUCCAGACGAUCCAAACAGUGUAAAAAUCAUCUUUAAAAUGCCAAACGAUACACGAGUGGAGCGGCGGUUUCUAUUUACUCAGUCAUUAAUGUUGAUCCACGACUUCUUGUUCUCCCUGAAAGAAACUCCCGAGAAAUUCCAAAUAGUGGCUAACUUUCCGCGGAGAGUGCUUCCCUGCCUGGCCACGGAGAAAACACCGAUUCCUCCUACCCUGCAGGAGGCAGGAUUGAGCCGCUGUGAAGUUCUGUUCGUUCAAGACCUCACCGAUGAUUGAGCCAAAAGCCAGCUCUCUGGUUGGUUUUUGUGUAGCUGCACAGAGUAACGGAUCACAGAGACUUCCUCACUAAAACGAGCCAAGUUUCUUCUGCGUCGGUGGGCAAAAAUCUAUGGAGCUGAGUUGCUCGUCAUUUCCUGGGAUGAACUGCACUUGCCCAUCACUCACUAUGCUAGUCCUAUUAUUUUUUUUAAAAAAAAGAUAUACCCGCUGUGUUGAGCAGCUUUUGAUCAGAGGAUGUAACAUAAAUAAACCCACACUUCCACCUUGAUAGACCCUGACUUGCUACCCUCCCCCCAAAAAAUUUGCCCCCCUCUCUGCUAGUUUUGUUUUUCCCAUGUACCUAUAUUUAUGUUGUAUUUCUAUU
Messenger RNA from Callorhinchus milii (elephant shark), 1743 nucleotides. It is a transcript of the gene faf2, whose product is annotated as Fas associated factor family member 2. Gene Ontology annotation, molecular function: ubiquitin binding. Gene Ontology annotation, cellular component: endoplasmic reticulum. Lineage: Eukaryota; Metazoa; Chordata; Chondrichthyes; Chimaeriformes; Callorhinchidae. The record is from RefSeq and is marked provisional. Bases 33 to 1376 code for a protein of 447 amino acids. The transcript has 11 exons.